Cyclocybe aegerita is the source of this 336-nucleotide messenger RNA. Lineage: Eukaryota; Fungi; Basidiomycota; Agaricomycetes; Agaricales; Hemipholiotaceae. The record is from the annotation of a GenBank genome assembly.
AUGAAGUUCAUCAAUACUUUGCUUGCCGUCGUCGUCGCUGCCGUCUCCUCCCAGUCGGUCAACGCCUUUGACUGGGGCACUAUGUGUAGCGAUGCCAAUUUCGUUGGUUCCUGCACCACCUACCAGGCUGAUCCUAACGAGUGUGUCAGCUUCACGGGCAGCAACACCUUCUGGAACGACAUAGUCAGUUCCAUCUCCAUCGUUGGAGGUGCCCAGUGCAUGUUCUCUGUCAAUGCUGGGUGCUCUGGAACUACUGACACCUUCCAGGCCGGGAGGCACAACACCGUCCCCCACAACGAUCAGUACAGCUCUUUCCGUUGCAUUUUCGUCGCCUAA